Molecule: messenger RNA, 743 nt
Organism: Phlebotomus papatasi
Lineage: Eukaryota; Metazoa; Arthropoda; Insecta; Diptera; Psychodidae
Product: short coiled-coil protein B
Exons: 2
Coding region: 150-533 (127 amino acids)
Cellular component (GO): trans-Golgi network
Source: RefSeq, a predicted model, not a curated record
CCCAAACUGUGUAUGUGUGAGUAAUCUUUGUCACUGAUUUUUCUAGAGCAAUUUUCUACAAAUAAUUUCCCCAUUAAUUCGAGACAAAUUAAAGUGCUGUCCAGGUGAAAAAUCGUGCAAUCAAAAAGUCCACAGUAUACUCUAUAAAAAUGUCUUCUACUGAUGACAUUCCACUCGCAGAUGAAGACUCCCAAGUCAUCAUCAAUGAUGAUGAGUCCCUUUCUAGAAAUAUGAUGAAUGGGCGUUCUCUGGACUCCCUUCCCAGUACAUUCAGUGCCAGUCCUCAGCAUUCGCACAGCCUCGAACAUGAUCUGUCUCCGGACGAACAUGAGGAAAAAGCACGACUAAUAACUCAGGUUCUUGAACUUCAGAACACCCUGGAUGAUCUUUCGCAACGUGUAGACAGUGUCAAGGAAGAGAAUCUCAAACUUAGAUCUGAGAAUCAAGUGUUAGGGCAGUAUAUUGAGAAUCUGAUGUCUGCCUCAUCAGUUUUCCAGUCCACUACACCAAGUUCCAAUCCCAAGAAAAAGUAGACGGGAAUUCCUUGGAGGCUGCUUAUUGAAAAGCAUUUUUUUGACUAAUUUCUAACACCAAAGAUAAAUAUUUCCUAUCAAUUUUUAUCAAGCUUUCACACGCUCUCUAUGCAUCAUCAUUGCCUGGGGAUAAGUUCCCGAGCUAUAUUCAUAUUUUAAGGACAAUUUUACUGUAAUACACGACAAUUAAACGCUUAAUAAUAUUAUAAA